Messenger RNA from Diatraea saccharalis (sugarcane borer), 4169 nucleotides. The record is from the annotation of a GenBank genome assembly. NCBI's taxonomy places the organism in Eukaryota, Metazoa, Arthropoda, Insecta, Lepidoptera, Crambidae.
GGCGGGGCCCGCGGCGGGGGCGCGCGCGUGCGGCUGCGGGCGCACCACUCCGCGUGGUCCCGCGCCGCGCCCCUGGCGGCCGCCGCGCCCGGCCUCGUGGUCUGCGCGCACACCGAGCGGCAGACCAACUACAGGCUUCUGCUCAACGUGACACUGUCCGAACUGUGUCCGCAACUGACCAAGAUAGUGACCCUUCUGCCUUACUUCCUCGUUUACAACGACACCAAACGCCACCUCCGCUUCAUGGAGGAGAACGAGAAGGCCGACCUGUGGAUAGACCUGGCGCCGCAACAGUGCACCCCCUUCUGGCCGCAGACCGACUCCAUGAUGAUGCACUGCAAGUUCCGCGACUCCACUGUCGUCUCGCAACACUUCCCCAUUACCAAGAACCAUUUCACUGUGCUCAGGAUGGAUAAAGGAUCUGCGAUCUGCGUAGACGUGACAGGUGGCACGGACCGACCUUUCACCAUCACAUUCAAAUCGUAUACAGCAGGCGAUGCGCCUGUCCGUAUUGAUAACCUUUGCGAUGACCUGUUUCUCAAAUUGCACCAGGCGGACUCGGGACAGGUUGCUCUACUGAGCCCUUACCAGUCGAUGCUUUACACUUGGGACGACCCUGGCAAAGAGAGGUUGUUGUACUGGAAUAUAUAUAAUAAUAAAGGCAAAGGUUUCCACGCUGACUUCACUCAAGACGGGUUCGGUGAAGAAAAAGUCAGUUUUCAAUCAGUGAAGCACUCGACACUAGUAGCAACGAGCAGUGUCACUUCAAAGCUAUCGUCUACCCUUAAACGUUUAACGCCCAAAUCUCCAGAACCAUGCUCCUCGAGCAGUGAUGAUUCAGAUAGCUCAGACCUACCCGAGAAUCAAACGAAAGCCAAGAAAAUGAGGAAAGACAAAGUAAUCGUUUACUGGGUUUCGUACAUGGAAGGUUAUCAAAGAGUCUUCGCUUUGGCUCAGGAUGAAAGAAUAGCGUACCAAUAUCGAAUGAGAAUCAAUUCGGAAAGAACUAAUUUUGAAGUUUACAUGUCCUUAUCAGCACUAAGUUUAUCUGUUUGUGUGCAGCAUAAUAAUAACGUAAAAGAAUUGGCAUAUACCAGCAUAACUGAUUCUCUGCCACGAUGGGAAGUAAACGUAAGUCGGAAAUGGAAACAGUUGUCACCAGAUUUAGCAGCUUGGAUCGAGGACAAAUAUCAAACUGAUCAAAAGAAGUGUCAACUGAAGGAGUACAUUGAUAUCGAUUUAGAGAAGAUGCAAAUGACUAAGCCCUUCUUCUCAGAGCUACGUCGAACGUAUAACCCUGGAAUUUGGUUACAAUUCCGUAAAUCUGACACAUAUUCAUACUUCCACAUGAAAUUGCACAGAUUCCAAAUAGACAAUCAGUUGCACGAAGCGAUAUUUCCUAGUGUGAUGUAUCCAGCUCCUUUACCAGCUGAAGCAAGAUCUAGCAGAGGCCUAAAGCCUUGUCUUGAAUUUGAAGCGUUGAAGCAGCACAGGCCUAGCCUGAACCAGGACGUGUAUAAUCAUGUGAAAGUUUUAGUUAGAGAAUUCUGUGUGAACUUAGAUCGUGGUUUUGUGAACCACGUGUUUGAUAUCUUAAACCAUUGGAAGAUAGAGGAGAAGCCGGCAGUGAGGUUGCGAGCCGACCUUGCUUUAGUCCACAUGCCUUUACCGAUAAUAGCGAUUAAAAGUCAGACAACAGCCCAAAGGAACGUUGUGUUUGAAUAUGUUCACUUAUCACCUUUAAAAGUGGUGCUGAGCUUAUCUUCUAGAGGAUAUUUAGCGGAGACUAGUAGCCCUAGCCGUUCGAUAUUUGGCCACAAAAAGGAAAACAGGCCUAAACUGUUUAAUAGUGAUUUGUUGGAAUAUUUGUUUAACUCCUGGGGUUCCUCCCUUUGCGAUAUGAAGGAUGUAGUUUUAAGAAUGGCUUAUCUGGAAAUGCGAAAUGCCCCUAUCACAGUCCCUACUCUCAUGGACAUGGCGUCACGUCAUUACUGGACCCAGCUGGUGCAGCAGUUCCAUGUAUUAGUACUAGGUCUCAACAUCCUCGGCAACCGUUACAGCGUCAUAGGAGAUUUCUCUAAGGGGAUGAAACAAUACUACGAACCUUACCUUGGUUCGAUCGGUGCCCGUGCCCUCGACAUCAGCAGGCGCGUCGGCGAGGCCGCAGCCGCUACGUUGGGGCACUGCGCAUGCGCCGGUGCGCAGGACCUCUUCGACAACGCUCCACGCGCACGCGCCUCCACACAGAAGAGACCCGGAGAAGAAGAAAUAAGAGAAAACGUCAUCCCAGAGUCAAUAUUAGAGGGAGACAAUGUGAAUCCAGCCAGCGUGGUGUUGGCUUUAACGGGCUUGAUCGCAAGGCCCACCAUCGAUUUAUGUCGCGAGGCCGCCCGCGCGUCUCUCUCGCGUCAUCUCGGCGCCAACAACGCUGAAAAGGCUCUGAAAGCAUGCGUGGAGAGGAGUGGAGGCAGACUGGUAGCACGACAACGGUUGCCCAGGCACUGUACACUGAUCGAGGGCGUGACCGCGUACUCGCAGCACGCGGCGCUGGGCCUGCAGCUGCUGGCGCUGCUCGGGCGCGGCCACUACGCGGACACGGACGCGUACAUUGCGCACGCGCACCUCGGACCCACUUCCAACUGCACGCUGCUCAUCUCCACUCAGCACAUCUUCAUGGUUCGCGCGAGUAGCGGAGGCUCCUGGCACAUCGAAUGGGCGGUCACCAUAGACGACGUCAUCGACUCGCCCAUCAUACGCGGAGACCAGCUCGUACUUAAUAUCAAACAAGACGAAAUGGUGAACUAUUUCUCCACGGACGAGAAAGUCAUCGAAGUAUCUGAUCCCGAUAUUAUAACCUGGCUAAAGUCGAAAAUAGAAACGGCCCUCAUUCUCUCCUUGGAAGAUAAACGAUGCCCGAAUGAAUAACAGAACUCGCCGACUGUUCCACAUAGACCAAUACUACACACAAACGAAAAGACUUAACUGUUUCUGUAAAAUCAUAAGAUUUAUUUAAGUUAUUACCUAUUGAUGCACGAUGCCAAACGUCACACAUUUUUUAAUAAAAAAGCAGUUUUUUCAAUGAAUAUAAUAUAUUAAUGAUAAUAGAUAAUUUGAUUCUUCCAUCGCUAAUAAAAAAACAGUAAUGAGUUAAAUUAUGAAAUAGCCAGGCAACGCAUAUUGAUGUAAUACUUAAUCAGUAUUUUGUGGCUGGAUAUAGCAAACACGCGUACAGGAAAACUUAGUAUUAAGCUGUUAUUAAUGUUAUAAAAUAGAGAUGAAAUAUUGUAUCUAAACGAGUUCAAUGUAAUUGAGUGUUUCACUAUGUAAAGUUUUCAAUUUUAUGUUAGAGUUCUCCAUUUUGUGUAACAAAUCAACAUGGCGGGACAUAUCAAUCAGCUGAUAUUAGUUUAUUUGGAUAAUGUGUCCAUCACCAUCUUUAAUUUUGUAAUCGUUUAUUUAAUGUAUCCAUUUCAUAAAUAUCGGAAAAUUUACAAUAUUGUGUUUUAUAAUAAUGAUCUCGUAAUCUAGUCAAAUAGAAUUAUUUUCUAGUGCGUAAGUAUACGUAUUAUAUUGACGUUAUUAUGUUGCUGCUUUAAUAUUUUAUUAGUAAUCAAGUGACAUUACAAAACGACAUAAAAACUCACAUCGACAAAAUUAUAAUUAUCGAGUUUUAUAUAUUUUGCGACACUUAUAUAUUUUAGAAAUAUUUUAGCGUUAGAAAUAAACGCACACUCGAUUAAAAACAAUUGUUGGUAUUUUGUAGUGGUACUGGCAAUUUUAAGUUGUAAAAUUAUUUUGCAAUAUGUUUGGCGCCCAACGUGUAACGUUUAAGUAGUUUUUGCCUAAAAAUGUGAAUAUAACACUCACAGAAACUUUUUUAACUAUCGCUUGUGGUUUUAUUUUAAGCUAUCGAAACCACAAGCGAUCAUUUUUUACAUUGCCUCAUGUUAGAAUUUAAACUAAAUUCGUUCAUACAUUAGAUAGCAUUAAUAAAUGUUGAGAGUAUUUUCGUAUGUAAUGGAUUCACAUACAUAUAAUUCUAAAUAUGUUAUUGAUGUCUAUAUUACGUUAGAUAUACACUGACAUCUCGUAUUCACAAAUAAACUACUUGCUAUAAAAUUCAAUCACUUUCUUCAAGUGUGCCUCAUAGUAUGAUGUUGGAAAAAUAU